Messenger RNA from Lactuca saligna, 636 nucleotides. The record is from the annotation of a GenBank genome assembly. NCBI's taxonomy places the organism in Eukaryota, Viridiplantae, Streptophyta, Magnoliopsida, Asterales, Asteraceae.
AUGGGGUCAAAAGAGCCCUUCGAUUGUGCGGUUUGUCUUUGUGAAUUCUCAGAACAAGAUAAGCUAAGGUCGCUUCCUUUAUGCAGCCAUGCUUUUCACAUUCAUUGUAUCGACAAUUUGUUGCUUUCAAAUUCGAGUUGUCCUUUAUGCAGAGGUACACUUUUUACUCCUGGAUUUUUGGUUGAAAAUCCAGUCUUAGACUUCCAUGAUGAUUCAAGGGAAGAAGAUGAUCAUGUGUUAGGGGUACCUUGUAAUUUUAAGCAAUCUGGAGGGGGGAUUAAAAGUGGGUGUAUCCGGUUCAAGAACAAGCAGCAACAAGGCUAUUCUAAGUAUGUAAUUCAUGUCCUUUUGGCUGUUUCAACUUAUAGCUAUUGGCUUAGAACUAGCUGCUGUUUGGGAAUCUAUCUGUCAAGCACAUGUAUCAGAACUGUUCUAGAUAGUGCUGCUCAAAGUUUUUGUCAUCAGUUGGUCCAAAUGUGCCAAGAAUCUGGCAUGGAAUUUAAAAGUGAAAGUGUGGUUCCAAUCUACUCUGCAAGACAAGAUCAGGUCAAUAAGGCUUUAAGGCACGUGUAUACAGCCAUUGUAAAACAAACUUGGAGGAACAGAGUUGGAAUUGCUUAUUACCAUUCUCCCUGA